Spinacia oleracea (spinach) is the source of this 1422-nucleotide messenger RNA. Its product is annotated as early nodulin-like protein 18. The coding region runs from base 119 to 898 and encodes 259 amino acids. Gene Ontology annotation, cellular component: plasma membrane. Lineage: Eukaryota; Viridiplantae; Streptophyta; Magnoliopsida; Caryophyllales; Amaranthaceae. The transcript is spliced from 2 exons. The record is from RefSeq and is a predicted model, not a curated record. Gene Ontology annotation, molecular function: electron transfer activity.
AAAAAACACAGUACAAAUCUUAUCAGUACAAAUCUUUCUCUUCUCUAUAAAUAUCCAACCCAAUAAACUCCAUUUUUAACCAAACAGUUCUUAAAAUAAAAUAAAAAAGAGUAUAAUCAUGAAACAGAAAAUACUCUGUUUUGCUCUGUUUUCUUUAAUGUGUUUAAUUUUACAAGAAAUUCCAAGUGUUGAAGGUUAUAAAAACUACACAGUUGGAGAUUCUUCUGGUUGGUUUGCUAAAUCUAAUCUUGAUUAUCAAAAAUGGGUUUCUGGUAAAUCUUUCUCUUUGGGUGAUUUUCUUGUUUUCAACACCGAUAGCAACCAUACAGUAAUCCAAACAUUCAACUCAACUACAUACAAUUCCUGCGACUCUCAAGGCGACGACAAUGUGCAAUGGUCGAGCAUCGACCCCAACUCUACCGUUAUACGCCCUAUAACGGUACACGUUCCCCUAAUGAAAGAAGGGGUUUCAUACUUUUUCUCAGGGGAUUAUGAUGGAGAGCAAUGUAUGAAUGGUCAAAAGUUUUCUAUCAAUGUGACUCACGGUCAAGGGUUGCCCCCAAGCCUUAGAGACAACCCUGAUUUCGCCGUGGGCUCCACUCCCGACCCUCUUUUGACCCGCCCCGACCCUGACCCGACCCGCCCGAUAACCAGGUCUACUCCCACCUCAGCGGAAGACUCUGCUCCCGGCCCAGAUGCAAAUCCCGACUCAGGGGAUGAUCAAUCAGUGCCAGAUACCAACAUAUCUUCCGAUUUUAACCACCCCAAGAACAUUCCCGAGGAUAGUACUAGUGGUAGUGAUGAGGAGGAUGAUGAUACUAAAAAGUCCAAUAAUGGUGCUAUAUUUAUGCCUAUGUUCUUUGUUAGUUUGAUUGGUGUACUUUUGCUAAUUCUUUAGUUAUUAAGGAGAUUGCUAGUUUAGUGUUGGCCAUACUUUUUUGGAAAAUUUGGUAAUAUUAAUCCAACCUUUGGCCGGUUUUCUUUUAUUAAUCCCACCUACGACAUAUUUUUUAAUAAUCCCACCUUUACUACCCAACGACUUUUAUUGGGCUUAAGUGACCGAUAACUGGUGAAAAAAUCAUCGAGAUGGUGAUGAAUUGAUGAUGAUGACUGAAUACAUCUAGAGAGAGUACUUCCACGUAGGGAUAUAUUACCGCCGACAAUAGGUUUAUGACGUGUUGGGCCCAAUAAAAGACGCUGGGUGGUAAAGGUGGGAUUAUUAAAAAAUAUGUCAUAGCUGGGCUUAAUAAAAGAAAAUCGGCAAAAGGUUGGAUUAAUAUUACCAAAUUUUCCUACUUUUUUUUUUCCUUCUUUUACUACAUUCUCAUACACUAUUUAAAGCUCUUCAUAUGUAUUUGGAUCUUUUGUACACAUACGUUCAUGAUUCACAUGUAAUAUAGUAGUGUACUAGUUUACUUGUAA